Messenger RNA from Didymodactylos carnosus, 984 nucleotides. The record is from the annotation of a GenBank genome assembly. Lineage: Eukaryota; Metazoa; Rotifera; Eurotatoria; Philodinida; Philodinidae.
AUGGCAGAUUCAAAUGGACAAUCAAGAAAUGAAUUAUUUACUAGUGAUGGUCUUCAUGUGAUUGAGCAAGGUUACAAAAUAUGGACACAAGCUGUUAAUGGUUAUUUGAAAUCUGAAAAUUUACUGUCGUCAAAAACUGGCCAAGUGCUAGUGCAGGUGCUUGGUUCUGGCGGGCCGGAGCUUACUGAUGGACGUGCAUCAUCCUCUUAUUUGGUGUGGGUGAAUCACAAGGCACGUCUGUUGGUCGAUUUUGGCAGCGGAGCGGCACUUAAUUAUGAAAAAUCUGGGGCGCUGCCAGACGAUCUGGAUGCGGUGUUGUUCUCUCAUUUUCAUGUCGACCAUACAAACGAUUUUUCUGCACUGGUUAAGGGAUUGUGGUUUACUAAUUACGACAAGAAGUUGCAAGUCUUUGGACCCAGCAAAAACCAAGAGUUCCCUGGCAUCAAAGAGUUUAUUACAGCGCUAUUCAACCACGACAGUGGUGCCUAUGCUUAUCUAGGUGAUAAUGCGGAUCCAGAACAGAGCAGUCAGUUUAAAAUUGUACCUAUAGAAAUUGCCAAUUCCAGCAGUAACAUCAGCAGUUACGCUAUCGGCGAUGAUGUGAUGGUGAAAGCCGUUUCAGUUCUGCAUGGAACGGUGCCAGCACUGGCCUGGCGGUUGGAGAUAAAAGGUUACGCCAUAACAUUCAGUGGGGAUACCAGCAAUGAAAACCGAGCGCUAGAUCUGUUGGCGCAAGGUAGCGAUUUGUUGAUUGCUCAUAACGCUGCACGAGAGAAUGAUCCGAGCACGGUCGCGCGCUAUUUGCACAUGAUGCCGUCUGAGAUUGGUCGCAUCGCUGCCGCGGCAAAAGUUAGGCGUCUGGUGCUAUCGCAUCGCAUGAACCGCACACUGGGUCACGAGGUAGAAACAACUGCGGCGAUUCGUAAAAAUUAUCAGGGAGUGCUUUAUUUGAUUGUGACAGAUAGAGCUGAUGACAGUGACUAA